GCCACGCCUCCUCCUCAUCACUUCCGUAUUGUUCACAUGGGUCCUGGCUUAAGGCGAAUGGAACGUUUAGUGGGUAUGGGUGUGGGGCCGCUGGCUGUAGGUGCAGUUGGUCUUCUGUUGCUAUUGCGGAUGAUCCACAGAGCGAAAAGAAAGCAAAGCGUCCAGGAUAAAGUGGUGGUGAUCACUGGAGCCAGUUCAGGCCUGGGCAAAGAAUGUGCGCGAGUGUUUCAUGCCGCGGGUGCACGACUCAUCCUGUGUGGACGUGACCAGAAGCGACUACAGGAGGUCGUCGAGGACUUAAGGGCUAAAACAGAUGGCAAAACAAAGACAUAUACACCCUGUACAGUGACCUUUGACCUCUCUGACACGGAGAGAGUGACCAGGGCAGCGGGGGAGAUUCUGAAAUGCCACGGUCACGUGGACGUCCUCAUUAACAACGCAGGCAUUAGCUACCGAGGUUCCAUCCUGGACACACACGUGUCUGUGCAGAGGAGUGUCAUGGACACUAACUACUUCGGGCCUGUUGCUCUGACUCAAGCAAUUCUUCCCUCCAUGGUGGAACGAGGUGCCGGACAUAUAGCCGUCAUCAGCAGCGUGCAGGGGAAGAUCGCCAUUCCCUACAGAUCUGCUUAUGCAGCUUCCAAGCAUGCGACACAGGCGUACUUCGACUGCUUACGGGCCGAGGUGGAAAGAUUCGGCCUACACGUGUCAGUCAUCAGCCCUGGAUACAUUAGAACCAACCUGUCAGUCAACGCUGUUACUGGAGAUGGAGCCAGAUAUGGUGUGAUGGAUAAGACCACAGCAGCAGGUCGGGACCCGGCAGACGUAGCUCGCGCUGUCCUGAAGGCUGUCACUUAUAAACAGAAAGAUGUUUUAUUAGUCGAGUCGCUGCCAGCGCUCGCCGUCUACCUCCGAACCCUCUGGCCGUCUGCCUACUUUAAAGUGAUGGCUUCUCGAGCCAAGAAAGAGAAGGGAAUAAAAGACCAAUAAGUUGCAGCCACAAUUCACAGUGAGAUCAAUUCUUUUUUAUGUGCUUUUAAAAGUAUAAUAAUAAAAAUAAUAAUAAUAAUAAUAAUAAAUAAUCCCAAUCAGUUGGCUCACAUACUUCAGUCCUUCCAUUUCAAGCCUGUUUUUGCCAAUUUUUGGCCCUGAAAUAGGUUUGAUUAGAGUUGAAGCAGAUUGUUCAUGCUGCUCUUUUAACAUAUUCAGUAAGGAUUUUCUGGGAACAUUUAAAGUCAGUCAGAAGUACACAAUGGACAGAGUAGGCCAAGCCAUCUCUGGACACCAUUUCCACACAUUCACACACUCCUUCACACCUAGAGGCAAUUUAGAGUAGCCAGUUAACCUACGGUGAGAGGAAAAUGAUGGAAUCCCAUGAAGACAGGACAUGCAGACAGUAACAUGAGCUCAGGAUUGAGGCUGGAACCCUGGAGCUGUGAGGCGGUAAAGCGACCUGCUGUUAUGUUUAGAGAUUUUGACAUUUGAACAUAGAUUUUGAAUGAUGGUUGUGGUAAUGUAAUAAAGCUAAUUAUUGGAA
Molecule: messenger RNA, 1537 nt
Organism: Tachysurus vachellii
Lineage: Eukaryota; Metazoa; Chordata; Actinopteri; Siluriformes; Bagridae
Gene: dhrs7b
Product: dehydrogenase/reductase (SDR family) member 7B
Exons: 7
Coding region: 37-990 (317 amino acids)
Cellular component (GO): membrane
Molecular function (GO): oxidoreductase activity
Source: RefSeq, a predicted model, not a curated record